AACCCCUGUAUUGCGAUCGAGACUCUCCAAUUCCACACCCGCCCAAAUUUGACUGUGACCCUGGAAAUUCCAAUCUUCUCUCUCAGUUUUAAUUUCUUCGAUUCUCAGAUCUUUACGGCGGACACCUAGAUCGCUACGCCGCAGCAUUUCUACUUCCACAGUUUCAUGUACGGUUGAUUCAUUCAAGCUCUUCUCUGAGUCGCCGUCGACCGAGUUACUGAGUCACUGGCCGAGUCGCGAUGGCGGGGAAGACCGACUCGGUGUCCAUUCGGGUGCCGUACAGGAAUCUGAAGGAUACGGAGGUUGAGAUGAUGGGGAUGGACGAGCCUCAUCAUCGGAUCGACCUCAAUUCCGCUACGCCGUCGCCGUCGUCGUCGUCGUCGCCGGCUGGGGUUUCGAAAGGAAGCGGCGACAUGUCGCCGAUGCAGAGUGUGGCGGUUCCUAAUCAGAACACGCUGAUGACGUUAAUUCUCAGCUGUACGGUUGCCGCCGGCGUUCAGUUUGGUUGGGCGUUGCAGCUUUCGCUAUUAACUCCAUAUAUACAGACACUUGGAAUAGGGCAUGCAUUUUCUUCGUUUAUUUGGCUUUGUGGCCCUAUUACGGGCCUUGUGGUUCAACCCUGUGUUGGUAUUUGGAGUGACAAAUGCUCUUUAAAAAUGGGGAGAAGGCGCCCCUUUAUACUUGCAGGAUCUCUCAUGAUCUCUGUUUCUGUGAUAUUAAUCGGAUUUUCUGCAGACAUUGGAUACUUAAUAGGAGAUACACACGAGCAUUGCAGAACCUUCAAAGGUACCCGUACGAGGGCAGCUUUUGUAUUUAUUAUCGGAUUUUGGUUGCUGGAUCUUGCUAACAAUACAGUGCAGGGACCAGCACGUGCUCUUCUAGCUGACCUAUCAGGUCCUGAUCAACGUAACACGGCCAAUGCUGUGUUUUGCUCAUGGAUGGCUGUUGGUAACAUCCUUGGAUUUUCAGCUGGAGCAAGUGGAAAUUGGCACAGGUGGUUUCCUUUCUUGCUGAGUAGAUCUUGCUGUGAAGCCUGUGGAAAUCUUAAAGCAGCAUUUCUUUUAGCAGUGGUAUUCCUCUUGUUUUGCACACUUGUUACUAUACAUUUUGCCAAGGAGGUCCCACUCAUUGCAUAUCAGCCCAUGCGUGUAUCAGAUUCAGCUCCUUUAUUGGAGGAACAUUCAAAAUCAUUGUCCAAUAGGCCAGUUAUAGAUAAUGCCAAUCAGAAUGGAAGUGCUAAUGGAUAUGUGAAAGAUAGAAAUGUAAAACAUCCCCUCCCAAAUGUUGAGGAAGUUCAAAAUGGUGGUUUUCAGGAUGGGCCAGGAGCAGUGUUGGUAAAUUUAUUGACUAGUUUAAGGCACUUACCACCAGCAAUGCAUUCAGUCCUCAUUGUUAUGGCUCUUACUUGGUUAUCCUGGUUUCCAUUCUUUCUUUUUGAUACGGAUUGGAUGGGGAGGGAAGUUUAUCAUGGAGAUCCUACAGGGAACUUGUCUGAAGUGCGUACAUAUGAUCAGGGUGUCAGACAAGGUGCAUUUGGUUUAUUAUUGAAUUCGGUCGUUCUUGGAAUUAGUUCUUUCCUAAUUGAGCCGAUGUGUAAGCGGAUGGGGUCAAGGCUAGUUUGGGCUAUGAGCAACUUUAUUGUGUUCGCCUGCAUGGCAGGCACUGCUAUUAUAAGUUGGAUAUCUGUAGGAGAGUAUAAUAAAGGGAUUGAACAUGUAAUUGGAGGGAAUGAUAAUAUCAAAAUUGCUUCUCUGAUUGUUUUUGCUCUUCUUGGGUUUCCUCUUGCUAUCACAUACAGUGUUCCCUUUUCUGUUACAGCUGAGCUGACUGCUGAUGCAGGCGGCGGACAAGGACUGGCUAUAGGAGUUCUGAAUCUGGCAAUUGUCAUCCCACAGAUGAUUGUGUCUCUCGGUGCGGGGCCAUGGGAUGCUUUAUUUGGUGGAGGAAAUAUACCUGCCUUUGUUUUGGCGUCUUUUGCUGCCCUUGCUGCUGGCAUUUUUGCAGUUCGCAAGCUACCAAAUCUAUCAAACAGUUUCACGUCGACUGGUUUCCAUUUUGGAUAGUGUUGGGCAGCUCUUUAGGUGAUAAUCACACCAUGCGCGACUCUUAUCAACAAUACAGGAGCUUUGGCUCCCUGAAGGAUGGUUCUGACAUUUGCGCCUCCACUGUUACUUCCACGCUCAGCUUCCCCAUCCAGGAAAGCCGCCAAUGGUGGUCAUGCUGAUCCACUGUUACUGGAAAUAGAUCGGUUUUGUGAAGACAUGCCUUAAGGAGACUAGCCUAACAAGUUUUUACUAUCUUUAUACAGAUUGCUAACUUUUAGCAACACUGGUAUCAUAUUGUAAUCUUGGACAUUGUAUAGAAGAAAAUGCUCUUUGAUAAUGAGAAUUAAAACAAAGAAAUCUGUAAACUAUGAUACUGGCUGUUAAUUAAUUG
Molecule: messenger RNA, 2436 nt
Organism: Argentina anserina (silverweed cinquefoil)
Lineage: Eukaryota; Viridiplantae; Streptophyta; Magnoliopsida; Rosales; Rosaceae
Product: sucrose transport protein SUC3
Exons: 15
Coding region: 240-2063 (607 amino acids)
Biological process (GO): transmembrane transport
Cellular component (GO): membrane
Molecular function (GO): sucrose:proton symporter activity
Source: RefSeq, a predicted model, not a curated record